This is a messenger RNA of Cooperia oncophora, 423 nucleotides long. Lineage: Eukaryota; Metazoa; Nematoda; Chromadorea; Rhabditida; Trichostrongylidae. The record is from the annotation of a GenBank genome assembly.
AUGGUGGCCGCAAGUUUUUAUACGCGAGACAGCUCAAAGUCUAAAGGAAUCACAAGUUUAAGAUGCAAUAAAGCAGGCAAGUGCACUAAGCAGACCGAAACCGGCGCCACACACACGCAGAGGGACGUUCUGCACUGCUCCUGUUUCCUUAACGUUAAGGUAGAGGAGAACGGUGCUGUAAGCGUCAAGGGCUGCUUGGGCCAUGUCGGCCAUACAAUCGAGUCUGCCCUCCUACGCCUAACUGCGGCUCAGCAACUUUUCCUGAAAGGACUUUUAGAAGAGUACUCUCAUGAGUACAUCAUAAGGCGGCUCAGGAAAGGAGUACCCCGCCAAAACUUCGAGAUUGCAUUUUGUUACCAAAGGGGACCUUUGGAGAAUUGCAAAUCGUUUCGGUCUAAGACCUGGAUAUCGUCACAAGGAUGA